GGAGGAGGAUUCAGGGAAAGUAUUGGAGAGAUAGAGAUGAAGGCAGGGCACAUCCUGUGAAGAUAAUCCCUCCACAGUUAUAUGACAUCACUCUCCUGCUUAUAUAUAUGGAAUGGCCAGAGCAUCUCUCCUAGUUCACUCACUUUCAAAGCCAGCUGAAGGCAAGAGAAAGCACUGAGAGAGCUCCUUUGCUGUUUUCUGACUUUUGUGGCUUGCUUGCCAGAAGGCUGAAAGAUGAUGGCAGCGAUGAACAUUCAGUUGGUGUGUGUGCUGCUCCUGGCUUUCAGCUCCUGGAGUCUGUGCACAGAUUCAGAAGAGGAAGUAAAAGCACUGGAAGCAGACUUACUGACCAACAUGCAUCCAUCCAAGAUCAGCAAAGCCAGUGUUCCCUCUUGGAAAAUGACCUUGCUAAAUGUUUGUAGCCUUAUAAACAACCUGAACAGCCCAGCUGAGGAAGCGGGAGAGAUGCAUGAAGAUGAGCUCGUUGCAAGAAGGAAGCUUCCUAUUGUUUUAGAUGGCUUUAGCUUGGAAGCAAUGCUGACCAUAUUCCAGCUCCAAAAAAUCUGUCACAGCAGAGCCUUUCAACACUGGGAGAUAAUUCAGGAAGAUAUCCUUGAUAAUGGCAAUGACAAAACCGAGAAGGAAGAAGUGAUAAAGAGAAAAAUUCCUUAUAUUCUGAAAAGGCAGCUGUAUGAGAAUAAGCCCAGGCGCCCCUACAUCCUCAAAAGAGCCUCAUACUACUACUAAGAAGAUAUUUUACUAACACGAUAUUGUGAUUAAUCAUCCUUUAACUAGAUAUCUAAUUAUAUGUAUGUGAAAUGUGACUGAACCUUCUUAUUUUGCCUCUUCUAUAAUUGUUUCUUGGAUGUGAUUUUUCUGCAUUCAUGCAAAUUGUGCUAAUUCUUUUCAAAUAAAUGUAGAUCUUGAGCA
This is a messenger RNA of Nannospalax galili (Upper Galilee mountains blind mole rat), 930 nucleotides long. RefSeq names its product neurotensin (gene Nts). Gene Ontology annotation, cellular component: extracellular region; axon terminus. Bases 235 to 747 code for a protein of 170 amino acids. The transcript is spliced from 4 exons. NCBI's taxonomy places the organism in Eukaryota, Metazoa, Chordata, Mammalia, Rodentia, Spalacidae. Gene Ontology annotation, molecular function: neuropeptide hormone activity. The record is from RefSeq and is a predicted model, not a curated record.